This is a messenger RNA of Gaeumannomyces tritici R3-111a-1, 780 nucleotides long. RefSeq lists its product as hypothetical. The record is from RefSeq and is a predicted model, not a curated record. The coding region runs from base 1 to 780 and encodes 259 amino acids. NCBI's taxonomy places the organism in Eukaryota, Fungi, Ascomycota, Sordariomycetes, Magnaporthales, Magnaporthaceae. The transcript is spliced from 2 exons.
AUGGCGGCUGUCAGGUCCUAUAGCAUUGUUAAGGGGUGGACUGUCAGCAGCCCACAACAGCACCAGCCACCUCCACAUACAUCGCUAAACCGCUCCAGACGGCAGCAGCAACAGCCCCCUGGACCAACCUCAAGGAAGGCGGUAGCGCAAGCACGGGCAGUGCAAGCGCAUCCUUGCUUCUUUCUGGAGGCGCUGCCUAGUUUCUACUUCCAGCUGCUGCUGAGCGCAGCGCAAAGGGGUGGCGUGUUGCCGAUGUGGUCGCGGAUGACGUGGAAGAGCAGCGAGCGCGGGGCCGAGGCCUUGUCCUUGGGGAACAGCUGCAGGUUGACCCCGAACACCGUUUUGAGCAGGCCCAUGUUUGCGCCCUGGUAUAGGCCGACCUGGUGCUCUCAAAUGUUGACAAUGAGGACCUCGCUGGUAGCCAGGGCGAAGAGGACGCUCUUGCGCUCAAAGUCCUGCCAUGGCCAAAACAAAGGGGUGCCGGAUCUCGCUUUCGGUCUGGCUACGAGCUUUGGGCUUUCCACCUCGGCAAUAGUUCGCAUCGGAGACUGCCACGACUUGUCCCGUCCGUCCUCUGGAGGCGCUGUGGCGAAGCGGUUUCGGGAGUUGGCCGCCUCUUCCAAGCGUGGACGAGUAUGCAUUACGGACGGAGCUCGUGCACACAUUCAACAUUCCUCACGUCGAGGACAGUGGUCCGGAUGGUACUUCCUGCCCAAGUUUCGCUUUUCUGCUCUCCAUUUUGGACUCGAGCGACGGGGCUGGCCGGCAAGCAGCCAAUGA